This is a messenger RNA of Camellia sinensis, 714 nucleotides long. The record is from RefSeq and is a predicted model, not a curated record. Lineage: Eukaryota; Viridiplantae; Streptophyta; Magnoliopsida; Ericales; Theaceae.
AUGAACAACGAGUUUGACCUUGACCAUGAUUUUACCACCGAGUCUCCUCAGCAAGAGAGUCAAUGUUUAUCAUUCUCUCAUGAAAUCAUUACUCAAACUACAAAGAUAUCACAAUGCAAAGGGAACUUCAUCGUAGAGGAAGACAUGAUGCUCAUAUCUUCAUUGCUUAAUAUUAGCUUAGAUCUAAUUAGAGGAAAUGAGCAAAAGUCAAAGGCAUAUUGGUUAAGAGUGUGGGAGAACUUCAACAAGUACAAAACCUUCGAUUCUGAAAGAACUCAAACUUCUCUAAUGAAUCGGUGGUCGACGAUUCAACUUGCCACAAAUAAAUUUUGUGGAUGUUUUUCUCAAGUUGAACAGUUGAAUCGAAGUGGUUCGACUGAAAAUGACAAGAUUAGGGAUGCGAAAAAAUUGUACAAAGACUUGUAUCAUUCGAACUUUCCCUCUGAGCAUUGUUGGAAUGAGUUGAGAUCCCAACCAAAAUGGAUGGAAGAUACAACAACAAAGAAGCAAAAAAGCACAAAAAAUGCAUCUCCGACAACGUCUACCUCUUGUACACCAGAUUCAGUGACCUUAGAGAACAGUGAUAACUAUGAUGUUGUGGAAAGACCAAUAGGAAGGAAGGCCGCAAAGAAAAACAAAGCUAAAGAUCUUGAAAAUAAUGUUACAGAGUCACCUUUUUCUGAAGCUCUUAGAAGAGAUAAAGGUAAAGAAUGA